Protopolystoma xenopodis is the source of this 606-nucleotide messenger RNA. The record is from the annotation of a GenBank genome assembly. Lineage: Eukaryota; Metazoa; Platyhelminthes; Monogenea; Polystomatidea; Polystomatidae.
GUCUAUCAAGUUGUGCUUCAGUCCGUCAGAGAGCCCCGAGUCUAUCUGGCUCGCCUUCUCUCUUCGCAUCCAGUCACUCAGGGGACUCAACUGGUUUCCGGACCUUGCAGUUUUGUCUUUGACCUGCUGUCCGAUGAUCCGACCGCCAACAGUGAGUCCCUUCUCGACACGAGCCUCGAUGCCGCUCGGUUGUACGCGAUCACGGCCAGCGAAGUGGAGAUCGCCCGCGAGGCCUGGACCGAGGUGGAUCAGCUGAUGAUGGCGUGGCGAUGGGCGAUCGACUCGCGAAUACCCGUCACCGAGUGCGAUACAGCCGGUGUCAGCCUGGCCGCAUGUGCCGCCUGGCUGGGAGGGGCGGAACGCUGGCUGGAGAGGGCCGUGGUGGGAUGGCGAGAGCCGGCCGAUCGUCAAAUGGCAGUGGGUGCUACAACGAACGAGUACGACACGACACCGGACUUGGUGGAGCCGGCGCCGCGUCCAGAGCUCGAGGCUCUGCUGGCAGAGCGCGAGGUGAGCACUGUCACUUGUCAACGUUGCAACUGGAUCCUUUUGAGGGAUUCCAGGAUAGGCACUAAAUGCAGCGAAAUGUGUAGAUACCAAGCAUAA